Brachypodium distachyon (stiff brome) is the source of this 612-nucleotide messenger RNA. RefSeq names its product skin secretory protein xP2-like. Lineage: Eukaryota; Viridiplantae; Streptophyta; Magnoliopsida; Poales; Poaceae. The transcript has a single exon. The record is from RefSeq and is a predicted model, not a curated record. The coding region runs from base 1 to 612 and encodes 203 amino acids.
AUGCCGUUGACAGCGGCAGCGGCCGCUGGGGACCCAAGGGUCCCCGGUUCGAGCUCGCAGGGCACCGGCCCGGCGGCAGGUGGGUGCGAAAUCCCAUAUUGCCUUUAUCCAUCUGCGCCGUCUCUCGUACUUGACGCAGGUGUUCUUUGUGCAGUUGCCGGGGAGGCUCCGGCAGCGCCCGGACCCGCAAAGGUGCGGGUAAUCGACCUCACCGGUGAGGUCGACGACGAUGCUCCGACGGAGAUUGCCUCCGUCCGAGCCCUUCAGCAAUCGGCCACGGUGCCUGCCGAGGCCGUGACUGCUGCCGCAGCUGACGCCAUGCAGGGGGCGCCAUCUGAGGCGGGUGACACGGACCAGCCCCCGCCAGCCGGAGCAGGCGGCAGCGCUCUGGAGAAGCCCCCGAGCCCCCAGUCCGCCCCUCCGGACGGGCAGGGAGCAGCAGGGCUUGGCCAGGCCGGGGGCACGCCAUCAGAUCCCUACGUGCCCUCGGGGUCACAAACGGUCGCGGCGGGGUCCUCCUCCUCCGCCGAAGCCGCCUUCAGCCCGGGAGCAGGGGAACUCGCCGGGCGGACUUGGUUUCGGAUUACCUUCGACCCCAGCGUGUUCCAAUAG